GCCAGCAACAGAUGGUAACUAAUUCCUGAGUGGUAUCUGACUGUUCUCUGCAUGGCUGGACUUUGUUUUGGUAGGCAUCUGCUAAGACAACGUAGCCUGGUGGGUACAAUUUGCAGUGAUGAUUGCGGAGUGUGAUAGCAGCCCAGUUUACUUGGGUGUUGAUUUCAGUACCCAGCAGCUAAAAGUUAUUGCUGUUGACGAUGCUCUACAGGUUGUGUACCAGGACUGUGUUACUUUUGAUAAGGAUCUUCCAGAAUAUGGGACCAAGUGUGGUGUCCAUAUCCAUGAUGACAAUCUGACUGUGACCUCACCAGUUUUAAUGUGGGUUAAGGCUUUGGAUAUGAUCUUGGAGAAAAUGAAGUCCAAAGGGUUUGAUUUUUCUCAUGUUAAAGCCCUCUCUGGGACUGGUCAGCAACAUGGAAGCGUUUAUUGGCAAAAAGGAGCAGAGCAUCUAUUGAAGAACUUAUCAUCUGAUUUUCCUUUACAUCAUUUACUAAAGUAUUGCUUUGCUAUAAAAGAUAGCCCUAUAUGGAUGGAUUCAAGCACAUCAGUAGAAUGCCGUUCUCUAGAGGAAGCUGUUGGAGGACCACAGAGUCUGGCUGAUAUCACUGGUUCACGGGCUUAUGAGAGAUUUACUGGCAGUCAGAUAGCAAAGAUAUACAAGAAAUGUCCUGAUGAAUACCAGCAAACUGAGAGAAUUUCACUUGUUAGCAGCUUUGCUGCUUCACUUUUCCUUGGAAGUUAUGCAGCAAUUGAUUACAGUGAUGGUUCAGGGAUGAAUCUGAUGAACAUUUAUGAAAAAACAUGGUCCCAAGCCUGUCUUAAUGCCUGUGCUACUGAUCUGGGAAGGAAACUUGGUGAAUUGACCCCUUCCUCUGCAGUACUGGGCUGCAUUUCUUCUUAUUAUGUUCAACGCUAUGGGUUUCCUUCUGACUGCAGAAUAGUUGCUUUCACUGGUGAUAAUCCAGCAUCACUGGCUGGAAUGAGACUGAAGGAAGGAGACAUAGCUGUCAGUCUUGGCACCAGUGAUACCAUCUUUCUAUGGAUUCAAGAUCCAACACCUACUGUAGAAGGUCACAUAUUUUGUAAUCCUGUUGACAGCCAGGCAUACAUGGCACUAAUAUGUUACAAGAAUGGGUCUUUGACCAGGGAAAGGAUCCGAAAUGACUGUACUUCUGCUUCUUGGGAGGAAUUCUCAAAAGCACUUAAGGCCAAUGAUGCUGGAAACCUUGGCAAUCUAGGUUUCUAUUUCGAUGUGAUGGAGAUCACACCUCCAGCUGUAGGUGUGCACAGAUUUAAUGGGCAAAAUGUUAAGGUACCAGAAUUUCCCCCAGAUGUGGAGGUGCGAGCUCUGAUAGAAGGCCAGUUUUUGGCAAAGAGAAUUCAUGCAGAAAAACUGGGUUAUAAAAUCUUGCCAGAGACUCGGAUCUUAGCUACUGGAGGAGCUUCAUCUAAUAAAGACAUUUUGCAGGUCCUUGCUGAUGUUUUUGGUGCUCCAGUUUAUACCAUCGACAUUGCAAACUCAGCUUGCCUGGGGUGUGCCUAUAGAGCAAAGCAUGGUUUGCUGGCAGUAACAGGGAGCUCAUUUUCUGAUGUCAUCAAGCAAGCAAAAGAACCUAAACUUAUAGCCAGGCCAGCUCCCGGAGUUGAGCAGAUCUACAGGCCACUCCUGAAGAGAUAUGAACAGCUUGAAGAGAAAGUAGUUGGCGAAUUUGUUCAGUGAUUAAAAGGAUUUCUGUAGCACCCAAUUCUUACUAAAGUGGUUCCAAACAAGGCAUGACAAUUUUCAAGAGUUUCUGUAAAACAAUUGUUACUGUAUAUGUUUGAGUUAUCCAUGCCCGAGGUCAGACAUGUUUGAAAGACAGCAUGUUAAUUUUUUUUUUUUAUGAUUUUCCGAAAUUGUGACCUUAUCCCUUUAAAACCAAAAGAUAUUCAUUUUUAGCAGUAUUUGGUGUUUUUCUACAAAUUUCAUUUAAGUAGCUUAUAUUUUAUUUUGUGUCACAAAUACCUCUGAAUUAAAGUCACAAAACCGAAUUGUGUUAAAUAUUUAUGAUUACUUUGAAAAUGUGACCCUUACUUCUUGAAUACAGUUUCAGAACUUACUGUUUUAAGAGCCUGAAUAACACGCAUUUUUAGAUAACUGGCAAUCAUUUGGAGAAGUAGUAUUGCCAUAGCUGUCAAACUUGCUCUCUGUUUUUAUGUGAUGGGACUAAACUAUCUGUUGAAUUAUUUGUGGUAAAUUUGAAUAACUAAUCUUAAUGAUAAUUAUGUCAGGGAGAAUAUUUAACUGUAGUAUAAUUACUGUAUGAAGUUUAAUGACCAUGUAUCUUGGUUUCGUACAUGCAAACCUUGGAUGGAUAAAAUAAAGAUUACACUAUUUUUCCUUAUCACCCAGUGCAUUUCUGAGAAA
Messenger RNA from Protopterus annectens (West African lungfish), 2410 nucleotides. RefSeq names its product xylulokinase (gene XYLB). Gene Ontology annotation, cellular component: cytosol. Lineage: Eukaryota; Metazoa; Chordata; Ceratodontiformes; Protopteridae. Gene Ontology annotation, biological process: xylulose metabolic process; D-xylose metabolic process. Gene Ontology annotation, molecular function: D-xylulokinase activity. The record is from RefSeq and is a predicted model, not a curated record. The transcript is spliced from 19 exons. Bases 119 to 1723 code for a protein of 534 amino acids.